UAUAAUAACAAUCUGGUUUCGUUUGCAGCAGUUGUAUUCAUAAUAGUACGUUGUUUUUAUACCUUUAACUAAUUAAAAAGGAGGCUAAUCUAUUGCAAUCAAUAAUUCUACUUUCAUACCAAUACAGCUGUAAGAGGAAAACAUUGUGUUUUGAGCAAGGAAUUUUGGAAAGUUUACUUGAGAAUGACAACUCAACAACCUACUAUAGUGAACUCCGCCCUUCGAACAAAACGUCUGCGAAUUAUUUCCAAACUUGGCAACGUUCUAAUUAUCGCUGGUGUUCUAACGUUUGGUUUCAGCGUUAGUAUGUACGGUGCACUACGGAUAAAGGAUGUUCCAAUAAAUCAACACCAUACUUCACUUAUUGCGUCGUUCUGGAUCAUUGCUACUGGAAUAUUGGCUGUGUGUACUCGUCCCAAAUCACAAGGGCGAGGAUUAGUCGGGACGUUUAAUGCUUUCGCAAUUACAUCAAUCAUUUUAGCUUUCUUGGCUUUUGGCACAUCAGUAGCUGGAGUUGUAAUGUAUGCUAAAUGUGGCCGUCGUAGUCCAAAAAAUUGCCGGAAGAGUCCUGAUUAUGGAAACGUUGUAUAUGCAUUGCUUUUAGCACUACACCUGUUGGAGAUGGCUAUUUCAAUUGCAGCCACAGUGUAUGGUUUUAAAGUUUAUAACUGCUGCAGCCAUAGAUCAGAUGCGAUUGGAAACAAAUGUAAAAUUACUUGCAGCAGGCAUAGGACAAGAAUCAAAUGCUCAGAUGUUUCAAGCAACAUCACGAGAUACAGUUUUCCAAAACACAAUGGCUCCGCAACCGCAGCAAAACCAAACGCUGGUUACAAGCACCUCGGGUGAGCAAUUUAUUUUGACACCUGUCAGAUCAAUGUCGCAAAGACCUCCAAUUGGCCCACCAGUUCCAGGAACCACCGAAAACGGCUACGCUGCAUUACAAUAUUCCUACAAUAAUUUUUGAUUGAAUAAUGCACGGAAAUAAAGAUAAUGGCAUUGUCUAUUGUAAAGUUGAUUUGAAGAUAUGGAUCAAAAACUAACACUUUAAUAAUAAAACAUAGUAAUCACUUACAUUAUUCACUGGAAAUAAAAUACAUUCUUUCGUAA
This is a messenger RNA of Hydractinia symbiolongicarpus, 1107 nucleotides long. RefSeq lists its product as uncharacterized. Lineage: Eukaryota; Metazoa; Cnidaria; Hydrozoa; Anthoathecata; Hydractiniidae. The record is from RefSeq and is a predicted model, not a curated record. The coding region runs from base 184 to 846 and encodes 220 amino acids. The transcript has 6 exons.